Messenger RNA from Helobdella robusta, 804 nucleotides. RefSeq lists its product as hypothetical. NCBI's taxonomy places the organism in Eukaryota, Metazoa, Annelida, Clitellata, Rhynchobdellida, Glossiphoniidae. The transcript is spliced from 5 exons. The coding region runs from base 1 to 804 and encodes 267 amino acids. The record is from RefSeq and is a predicted model, not a curated record. Gene Ontology annotation, cellular component: cytoskeleton.
AUGCAAGAAUAUGCAGUGACCAUUUCUGUAAUAAAGAUUAUAAGGGUUAUGAUGGAGAUAGGAAGUCUUUGUUGGGUCUCUGGUUCAAUGAACUUACUGAAUAUGUUAUUCAAACGUCUAAAGUUCAUGUCACAAAGCCCUGGACCGGCUUACAAGUUGCGAUCUCUGGUUGGACAUACGGAUCAUUGUGUAACAAAACAAAAGAAUCCUGCUUAUACCAUUGGGACUGGUUACAAAUUUGUUCUAAUAGGGUCAUGUACGGACAUCCCUGGACCUAGUUACAAUUUCAAAUCAGAAUUGACAAAUACGGGCCUUCAACUUCCAAGAACUGCCCUUAUACUUGGCAGACCAAAAACUAAAGAGGUAUUACCCGGUCCCGGUCAAUAUGAGCCUAAAUUAUUAAAAUCCCUUUCUUCAAUAUCUCUGGGAAAUCGAUCAAAGUCAUCUCCAAAUCUUAACCCUCCUCCCAACGCUUACACAAUAAAUGAUGGGAUUGGAAAGAAAUGCCCUGUUCAAGGAACUCCACCUGCAAUGUUGAUAAGAAGCCGCACUGAGUUUGGUAGCAUUUACUAUCCAUCCACAAAAGCUGCAGUUCCAGGUCCUGGAUCUUACAAACAAGUUGAGAUGAAAAAGGAUGUUCCAAUUGUGAUAAAAAAUCGAUGUAAAGUGAAAGAUUAUAACACAGCCCUGAACAACCCAGCACCCGGAUCAUACAACUUGCCAAGCUUUGUGGACAAGCCAAAGGGAUUUCAUAUGGGAAUUCGUCAUUCAUCAUGUGUCAUGCCAACAUACUCUCAUGAAUGA